This is a messenger RNA of Purpureocillium lilacinum, 1503 nucleotides long. RefSeq lists its product as uncharacterized. The record is from RefSeq and is a predicted model, not a curated record. Gene Ontology annotation, cellular component: membrane. Lineage: Eukaryota; Fungi; Ascomycota; Sordariomycetes; Hypocreales; Ophiocordycipitaceae. Gene Ontology annotation, biological process: transmembrane transport; carbohydrate transport. Gene Ontology annotation, molecular function: carbohydrate:proton symporter activity.
AUGGAGGAUCCGUCGUCCCUCCCCGAGACGCAUCGCGGCACCAGCUGCUUCGACCAAUCGGUCGUCGCCAACGCCUUUGCGCUGCCGCAGUUCACUGAGUACUUUGAUAACCCGGACGCCAACGAGCAGGGCAACAUUGUCAUCCUCUUCAUCGUCGGCGGCAUGGUCGGGGCCUUCCUGGCGGGCUGCUUCUCCGACCGCCUCGGUCGGCUGACCGUCAUCGGCACCGGCGUGGCCAUCUUCACCGUCGGCGCGACGCUCCUCACCGCGGCCGUCAACAUCCCCAUGCUGUACGUCGGGCGCCUCGUCUCGGGAAUCGGGUGCGGCGCCGUCGCCAACAACACGCCGCUCUACCUGAGCGAGAUCUCGCCCGCGCACCGCCGCGGCCGCUACACCAGCCUGUCCAACGUCAUGGAGGACCUGGGCUUUGCGCUCAUCGCGUGGGUGUCGUUUGCGUUUAGCUACGUCGCGGGGCAGACGUCGUGGCGGCUCAUUUUUGCGUGCCAGUACGUCGGCUCCGUGAUUCUCAUGUACGGCGUGUAUGUGCUGCCGAGCUCGCCAAGGUGGCUGGCGCUCAAGGACCGGGGCGAGGACAGCCUCAAGGUUCUCGCGAACCUGCAUGCUGAUGGCGACGAGUCGGAUCCGCUGGUGCGCUUCGAGGCCGCUCAGAUCCACGACACGGUGCAAGAGGAAUAUGCCCUGGCCAGCAAGAGCAGCUGGCUGGAGCUGCUCCGCCCGGGCCCAAACCUCAGGAGGUUUGCUCUGGCUUUGGUCCUGCCUGGAAUUCAACAGUUUACGGGGAUCAACGCAAUCACGUAUUAUGCCCCUGCCAUCUUUGAGAGCGCCGGCAUCAAAGACUUUCACUCCCAAAUUCUCCUCAACGCUGGCAACACCACCCUAGGAACGAUUGUCUCCCUGACCGCCCUGUACACCCUCGACAGGUUCGGCCGCCGGCGCGUCCUCCUCGCCGGCAUCUCGGCCAUGACGUGCCUCUGGCUCAUGAUCGGCCUGCUCCUCAAGUUCUACCCUGCGACGGCAACCACGGCCGCCGUGCCGCACGGCUUCAUCGUGCUCUUCAUCUGGCUCUUCUACAGCGUCUACGUUGCGAGCUGGGGCCCCUGCGGGUGGUGGGUGCCGAUGGAGGUACUGCCAACCAACCUGCGCGCCAAGGGGGCCGCCGUGUCGGUGGCGCUGACGUUUCUGUACAACCUGUGCGUGUCCAAGACGACGCCGCUGCUGUUUGUCGCGAUAGAGUACCGCACCUACUUUUACUACGCCGGCCUCUGCGCGUUUAGCACGCUCAUCACGCUGUUCUUCCUGCCCGAGACGCAGGGGCUGACGCUCGAGGAGCUGGACGAGCUGUUCGUGACAGCUCCGUACAUUGUUUGGUUCGGCAAGUACAGGGUUAACACGGCGGCCAUUAUUGAGAAGCGGGUCGAGUACAGGAAGGGGGAGAAGGCGGAGGGCGCGAGCCACUUCGAGACUGUUGAGGCUGUCGGAUGA